Bemisia tabaci is the source of this 4601-nucleotide messenger RNA. RefSeq names its product actin nucleation-promoting factor WASL. Gene Ontology annotation, biological process: actin filament organization. The record is from RefSeq and is a predicted model, not a curated record. Gene Ontology annotation, molecular function: actin binding. Lineage: Eukaryota; Metazoa; Arthropoda; Insecta; Hemiptera; Aleyrodidae.
AUUGAUAAUGAAGUGAUAAAGUCAAUAAAGUACACCCACUUCGCUGAUUGUUUAAUUUUUCUAGCUUCGCGUUCUUGUUUUCGUGACUCCAGUCACUUCGUCCAAGAUUCUCAAGUUUCAUCUUUUCAUCGGUUCAAGUUUUUAGGACGUCCAUCGAAUUUACAGCUCCGAACGGGGUCGCGACUCAUUGCAGUAUCAUCAUUAUCUCUCUUUUAACAAAAUCAGAUUUGCAUUUCUGUCCCAAAAAUGUCCAACAAAGGCGGAGGAACUGAAAACAUUGGUUCUAGCUUGCUGUCCAAGGAAGAAAAUGAGCAACUGUUUUACCUUCUCGGACCUCGAUGUUUCACUCUGGCAUCAACUGUUGUGCAACUAUUCUCAACAAAAGGAUCAAAUGAUGUCGAAUGGCACAAGCAAGAAACUGGAGUGCUAUGUUUGGUUAAAGAUAAUCCAAGAAAAUCUUAUUUCUUUCGACUGUACUGCAUCAAUCAAAAGAUGCUUCUGUGGGAACAUGAAAUAUAUAACAGAAUGGAUUAUCUUGCCCCGCGACCUUUCUUACACACUUUCGAAGGGGAAAAUUGUAUCAUUGCCUUUAAUUUCGCCAGCACAGAAGAAGCAAGCAAAUUUCAUUCAAUUUUAAUAGCAAAAUUAGAAACGAAGAGACAAAGGAGAUUAGAAAAGAGAUCCAGGUCUGGUAAUCAAGUCCGACAUAUGACGCAACCUGUCCCUCGCACUACCAGCCUGAAUCAGCCAAGUUUAACAAAUGGCUCCAUGUCAUCCUCUCCCCAAUAUUUGAGUUCAGGAUCUAUCGGUCAAAUGAAAAAGAAGCACAAGGAUAAAAAACGAAAAACCAAAUUCACCAAGGCUGAUAUUGGUCUCCCCCAAAACUUUACUCAUGUUCAGCAUGUUGGAUGGAACCCAAACAGAGGUUUUGAUGUUGACAAUGUGGAAGACCCAAUAUUUCAAGAGUUUUUCGAGAAGGCUGGCAUCUCCGAAAAAGAUCUAGAACACAAGAAAACACGCGACUUCAUUUACAGCUUCAUCGAUUCCCAUGGUGGUGUGGAUGCAGUGAAGGAAGACAUCCGUAACCCGCCACCCCCUGUGCCUCGGAGGACGGUCCUAUCUGGUGGCAGUGGCAGGACAGCGCCUCCGUUACCUCCAUCACGCCUUCCUAUGGCGCCCCAAGUACCACCCCAUACCCCUCCUGCUCCACCUCCCCCUGUGCCAGAGCGAACUGUAGCACAGCAAACGCAGCAUAUGUCAAGAAUCUCGGAGGUGGUAGCAGCACGUCCAACGGAAGCAUUCGCUCCUCCUCCCCCACCACCACCCCCUCCACCAAUGGCCCCUCUAGUCACAGCUGCAGCCCCUUCAACAAGCUCAGUGCCUCCUCCACCUCCUCUUAUGCACAGAUCGGAAGGAGAUACACCUAGUAACUCAGUCGACCCUCACUCAGCGUUGAUGGAAUCAAUACGAACUGGAGCCAGGUUGAAACAUGUAGAAGCCGACACCGCUAGGCGGGUAGUGCCGGACACACGCAAUGAGUUGUUAGACCAAAUAAGACAAGGCGUUGAACUUAAAGCUGUCCAACCAGUCUCUAAGACAACUGCCUCUACUGUGCCACCGGAUAGUUUAGCGGGAGCAUUGGCCAAAGCUCUGGCUGAGCGAGCUCACGCUUUACAGAGUGACAGUGAUUCGGACUCAUCUUCUGAUGAUUCGGAUGAUGAUGAUGAAGAUUGGGAAGAAUGAUGAUAGUGACUUGUUGUUACUUAGUGAUGGUGAUGUUUCUUUGAGUGAACCGUUUAAUCUUAGGUGUUAUUUUCUCAUCUCUGAAUUACCUCCAUUAAGAAUUGCCGUCUGCCUCUUUGCAGCAUCGAGUUCACUAAAUGGUUUAGCCCCUAAAAAUACUUCUUCCACUGCUUUCUAAGUUUAUGAAUAAGAAUAAUGCAGUAGAAAGGGAUUCAAAAUUUUACAAUAAGAGAAACUCUUUUCAUUUUAUUUUCCACAGUGUUGAGCUGGUAACCUUGCGGAAAUGUAUUAUUAGCACUGUGGAAGCAGCGAAGGAGUCAACCAAGUUAAGAGUUGGUCAGAAAUAAUAAAACUAUCAAUUAUCUUGGUAUUGGUUAGGUUACCAAGUCAGUAAUGAAUGAUAAUUUCAGAACGUUUGUUUUAUUUGUAUGAGAGAAUCCCGUUUUUAUGUAUUCCUUCAACUUAUGUGACUUCUUGUUGCAUCAUGAGUUUUCUUUUAAAAUUUCAUGCAACAGUAUUCAUUGAUGUAAUGAAAUUUAAGUAGGAUUUUGGGAACCUAUUUUUAAGAUACCCAUAUAUUUUCCUGCUUGCCCUUAAUAUUUUCUCACCCUAGCUGCUUCUCUCUGAUCAACUCUGAAUUUUCAUCCAAAAUCUAAAAAUCCAAGCAAAAGAAACAAGUAUUGUCGUACAUAAUUCCUAGUUUGGAGAUAAGUCACGGAAUUGCUCAUUGCCCUCCAGAACAAAACUGCUGUAGCUUCAUUCAUUAUUUGCUCUAUUAUUUUUCAACAAAUAUUCAAUAAAUGAAAAGCAGCCAGUCAUACUUUUAAAAUGACUUUAUUGCAGCAUUGGAAACUCAAAAUAGAAAAAUGAGCUAUGAUGGUGAUUGGAGGAUUUUCUUUUCUUGAAGAAUUUAAUCUGGAAAAGGAAAAAUCUGAAUUUAAGUGACAGCGUCCUUGUUAUGGACCGUAGCACCGUGCGAUUAUACUCAUGUAAAAUGAAACUCAUCACACUAAAUUAGAAGAAUCUAGCACAAAUGUCAUAUGUGUCUUACUGUCUGUAAUGGUGCUCCUCAUAUCUAGUUACCAACCUCUUCUUUUAAUUUAAGGCCUCUCAUGUGGGCACUUAAAUUUUAAUGUAACUACUUAACUUGAUUAACGUGAAUAAUCCCCCGACUUUUUAUUUUUAUACAAACUGUAUUAUUUACUAUUAUUUGACAUGUAUUUAAGCGUUGUAAAUAGUGAAUCCUCAAUAUCUAAUACAUGUUAUACUUGUUAAGUGCCCUCUGCCUUUAAAAACAGACAAACUCUAAUUAUUGUCAUAAAAAAAAAGUAAAUUUUGUAAAUCAUAAUCAUUUAGUAAGAGUACUUAAAUGUGCACCAAAGAUGAUGUACAAUGAUAUAAUUGCUUUGCUUUAUGCACCAUUUAUAUCUAAAUAAAGUAGGAAGUAUUUUGUUGAAACAAAGCUUCUUUUGAGGAGUGUCUUCCCAGUACACUUAUGCAAAGAAAAUUGUAUACUUCUUUUCUCGGAAGAAUCAAAAUUCUUACAUAUCAGUGGUGCACCUCAGUACAAAAACACCGAUUUUGUUCCACACCUCUGAAACUUUUACGAAUUAAUUUAUUUUUCUCAAUUCUGAACACACUCAAUUCUGUUAUUCUCUCACAGAAAAUAAUGAUAAGAUUUUCCUUCCAAAUACCACUCCACAAAAAUUUUCAUAAAUAAAUAACGACGGUGAAACUAUCCAAUCACGUACCUCAGUUUGCGAUGUCGUGUUGCAGACUUCCUUUCAUACUUCAUUCUUUAAAUGGACUUAACGUCAAUUCUUGAAAAUUUUCGUGAUUUUUUUCAUAUUACAAAGCAAAUUCUGAGAAAACUUCAAGGAAUAAUGUGAUUUGUUCUUUUUAAAAAUUAAAUAAAAAUAAGGGCAGAGAUUUUUUGGUACAGGAAAUGAGAUACAUGGUUUGGGAGUUUCACCGUCGAUAUAAUUUAUCACACUUAUAAAUUCAAGGUAAAAUUUGGAAAUGACAUCGUCGAGUUAUGAAUGUUAUUGUACUUGUAUCAUUAUCUGAGCUUAAUCUAAUUAUACAGGUCUGUUAACAUUAAAUUGUUGAAUUUUAAGUGUCGAAAAGAGGGAUCAUGAAAAUUAAUCCAUUUUACUUUAGCUUUUGAGUAUUGUGCAAAACAAUACUUAAAGGAAAAAAAUUUUCUUCAUCUUCGAAAUGAUGACUUUUUUUUCAUGAGCGUGCUCAAGACUAAAAAUUUCUUAAUCCUUUAUGUAGAUGUAGUCCAUCUUUCUUGAGACUAGACAGUGAAACUGAGAAAAAAUUCAUCGAAGUUAGCGAUACAAUUCUUUUCAAAUUUCAGAAGUUUUGAAAUACUUUUUGAAUUUUUCAACUUAAAUCUAUAUUUUAAUAUUUAAUAACAGGUUUAAUCAGAGGACAUCAUUAGAACAUAGAAACGUUACUUUACAUCCAAUUCUGUUCGGUUUAUUUCUUUUUAAUUGCUCCUUUCAUGUUUUCCUCACCUGAAAUCAAAUAUUGUUGAGAUUUUCAAAAAAUUCCCUUUGAUUUUUGCAGCUUCUUCUCAGCAAAAAAAUUCCUGAUUUCGUCUUGAUUGUAUUUUAUUACAUUGAUUCUUACGGCAUUGUCCAAGAACCAGGAAAAUUUUUGACUCAUUGUCAAACAGCAUCUCGUUAACUGAAGUUUGACUCGUUUAGAUUCCACUGUAUUCUCACUGUCGCAUUCUACCAUAUGGGACAUCUAUUAUUGAGUUUAAUUUAUUUUAUGUAUUUAUCUCGCAUUGUAAAUUAUACUUUUAUAUUAAAUAUUUUUUUUAAUUAUUAAAUUAAUUUAUCGUUGAA